This is a messenger RNA of Paramecium sonneborni, 630 nucleotides long. The record is from the annotation of a GenBank genome assembly. NCBI's taxonomy places the organism in Eukaryota, Ciliophora, Oligohymenophorea, Peniculida, Parameciidae.
AUGAAUGAUUAUAUGGAUUACAUAAAGGGGAUUAAAAUAUAUAUAGAUGAUUCAGCAAAUAAAAUUCAAGAAAGAGUGGCUGAUAUUGUUAGAGUCGAUGAAAUCAGAGAUUUGAAUAAAAUGCAAGCUAAAAAAUAUAGAAAUAGAAAUAACAAUAAAGAACCUUUUCUGGUUACUUCAGGUGAAGUAUUUCAGCCAGAAAUUGAAUUAUAAAAAUUAUAAUAACAAAAUUAAUAACUUAAUGAAAAGAUGAAAGAAUUAAAAGAACAAAGAACAAACCUUAAAUUUUAACUUGGAAAAUAUAGAUAACUUAUAGCUGAUAAAAGAAAGAUGAUAAAUAAAGAAUGUAGAUAUGGUUUUCAAUUACUUACAUAAACCAGAAGACUUAGAAUUUUGAAUGAGAAAAAGAGUAAAUUUCCUUAACUAUUUAUUACUUCCACUUCCACGAUAUCAGAAAAGAAACUAAAUUAAGUUCAUAUUCUCUUAAGAGAUGUAAUAAAGACUGAAAGAUAAACUCCAUUAUUUAGAAGCAAUCGUAGAUAUACUUUUGAUUAAUUAUGCAAUUAAAUAAAACAGAAUAUUUAGCUACAUACAUAAUCACUUACCAAAAAUUAAAUAAUACUUUCUUGA